AGAGGCCGGGCGUCACAGGUCCUGACAGGGAAGAAGUAGGCAGGUCCUGGUAGGGGAGAGCUGUGGCGGCGCCACCUCGAGUAUAGGUAGCUCCGGUGCUAUGGAGUCGCAAAUUGCGGACUCCCGGGCUGGUGAGACUGCGCGGGCCGCGGGCGGGCGUCCGGCAACAGGCAAAGCCGCUGGGGGGCCCACAGUCUCGGCGCCCCUGGGAGCAGCCCGGUGGAAGCUCCUGCGGCAGGUUCUGAAGCAAAAACACGUGGAUGAUUGUCUGCGACAUGUAUCUGUAAGAAGAUUUGAAUCAUUUAAUCUGUUUUCGGUAACAGAAACCCAAAAAAGGGAAACUGAAGAGGAGGUUGGUGCAUGGGUCCAAUACACAAGUGUCUUCUAUCCUGAAUACAGUAUCUCCUUAAGGUAUAAUAAUGGAUCCUUGAAUGUUGAAGAUGUUCUUACCAGCUUUGACAAUACAGGAAAUGUUUGCAUCUGGCCAUCUGAAGAGGUUUUGGCUUACUACUGCCUCAAGCAUAAUAAUAUGUUCAGGGACCUUGCUGUGUGUGAGCUAGGGGGUGGCAUGACAUGCUUGGCUGGGCUCAUGGUUGCUAUUUCUGCAGAUGUCAAAGAAGUUCUGUUAACUGAUGGGAAUGAAAAGGCCAUCAGAAAUGUGAAAGACAUCAUUGCAAGGAAUCAGAAGGCUGGUGUGUUUAAGACUCAGAAAAUAUCAAGCUGCGUUUUACGAUGGGAUAAUGAGACAGAUGUCUCUCAACUGGAAGGACAUUUUGACAUUGUUAUGUGUGCUGACUGCCUGUUUCUGGACCAGUACAGAGCCAGCCUUGUUGAUGCAGUAAAGAGAUUACUCCAGCCCAGGGGGAAAGCAAUGGUAUUUGCCCCACGCCGAGGGAAUACUGUAAACCAGUUUUGCAGUCUAGCUGAAAAAGCUGGUUUCUCUAUCCAAAGACAUGAAAAUUAUGAUGAACACAUUUCAAACUUCCACUCCAAGUUGAAAAAGGAAAACCCGAACAUAUAUGAAGAAAACCUUCAUUACCCACUUCUGCUUACUUUAACCAAAAAUGGAUAGAAGAUUAAGCUCCUCGAAAGAAGAAGACAUCAAGGGCACAGGGAAUAUUUUCACAAAACCAGAAAUCUGUAAUGGGUAUGAUAUGCAGCAAGCCAUUGGCUCCCUGAGAUUUCCGAGCCCCCAGGACUCGGCCCCCACCCCCGUGUGACAUUUCACGUGUGGGUUACGGACUCCCCCUGGCCUCACCCUCGCUGUUCCCCAGCACCCCUGCCAGGGUCCUCACAGAUUCUUUUUACAGUCUGCUUGUUGCUCUUGCUUCUGCACCAAACCUUUGUUUGUCUUUAAAUAUGUAUAAGCUGCCUGGCUGAGAUCAGAAUUUGACUGGUGAGCAACCUAAACAGUUUUCCCUCUAAUUGAGACAGAAUUUAUUUUGGUGAUUCCCAUACCCCUUUAAAAAAAAAUUGGUCUUUGUUCUGUUUUGGUGGUGGCAGUUUUUAAUCUGUAAACAGAGCAAACAUCAUGAUUCUUUCCUGGUUAAAGAAAUAAGUAAAGCACAUCUUUCUGAUCUCCCUCCAAUUAAUUGUAUUAAAUCUGCCAUUUCUUU
Lemur catta (Ring-tailed lemur) is the source of this 1616-nucleotide messenger RNA. It is a transcript of the gene CAMKMT, whose product is annotated as calmodulin-lysine N-methyltransferase. The record is from RefSeq and is a predicted model, not a curated record. Bases 101 to 1072 code for a protein of 323 amino acids. Gene Ontology annotation, molecular function: calmodulin-lysine N-methyltransferase activity. Lineage: Eukaryota; Metazoa; Chordata; Mammalia; Primates; Lemuridae. The transcript is spliced from 11 exons. Gene Ontology annotation, cellular component: cytoplasm.